UGAGAGCAGAAGAGGAGGGUGGACACGGAAGCAGAGGGAGGGGUUACUGUCAUUUUGGAUACUGACUCCUGUUGAAUUCAGUGAGUGCCGAAAAGUGCUCCACUCUGCCUGAUCCAUUAGGUCUACUGGUCUAUCGGUUUCCCGAGGACUGUUUGCACAAAGGUGUGAGGUUGUGUGCAUAAGGAAUAAGAGGCAUCCAAGAAGUUUUGAAGAAAAGUUCCUGUAGUUUUCUUCAUCUGAAUCUUCUGUGAGCCGCAAAGAUGGAGCGGAUGCAGGACGAAAAGCCGCCGAAGAAGGUGACCCUUUACCUGCUCUUCAGCGUUUCAACAGCUGUCAUCGGCUCGCUACAGUUUGGCUACAACACCGGGGUCAUAAACGCACCAGAGCAGAAACUGCGUAGGUUUUUCCAGAAUGUGUCGAUGGAGCGCUACGGGGAGCCUUUCAGCCCAGGAACCAACACCAUGGUGUGGAGCUUUGCAGUCGCCAUCUUCAGCGUGGGAGGCAUGGUCGGGUCCUUCUCUGUCGGAGCCGUUGUCACCAAAUUUGGCAGGCGUAAGUCCAUGCUGCUUGCUAACAUCCUGGCUAUCAUCGGGGGGGGUUUCAUGGGACUGUCGGGCCUGGCUCGUUCUUACGAGAUGGUCAUCGUGGGGCGGUUGAUCAUCGGUGUGUUCUGCGGUCUCUGCACGGGGCUGACACCCAUGUACGUGGGUGAGAUCGCCCCCACUGCUCUCCGAGGAGCCUUCGGCACGCUGCAUCAGCUGGGUGUGGUGAUUGGCAUCCUGGUGGCACAGGUCUUUGGUCUGGAGUUUCUGCUCGGCUCAGACGUUCUGUGGCCUCUGCUGCUGGCUCUCACCAUCCUGCCGGCCAUCGUGCAGAGCAUCCUGCUGCCUUUCUGUCCUGAAAGCCCCCGCUACCUGCUGAUCGUCCUCAACCAGGAGGAGGAGGCCAGGAAAGCCAUGGUGCGUCUGCGCGGCUGUGAGGAUGUGAGCGAUGAUAUUAAUGAGAUGAAGGCAGAAGGGAUGAAGAUGGCCUUGGAGAAGACAGUGACCAUCCCUGAACUCUUCCGCUCCCCAAACUACCGCCAACCAAUCAUCAUAGCCAUAAUCCUGCAGCUCUCCCAGCAACUGUCUGGUAUCAACGCUGUGUUCUAUUAUUCUACAGGUAUAUUUGACACAGCUGGUGUCACUCAACCCAUCUACGCCACCAUAGGAGCUGGAGUUGUCAACACCGUGUUUACUGUAGUUUCCCUCUUCCUGGUUGAACGGGCGGGGCGAAGAACCUUGCAUCUGAUUGGUCUGGCAGGAAUGGCUUUCUUUGCCCUCAUUAUGACGAUCUCCCUGGUUUUGGUGAAGGCCAACCCGUCUCUGAGCUACCUGGCCAUCGUGGCUGUGUUCGGCUUUGUUGCCAGUUUUGAGAUGGGUCCAGGUCCAAUCCCCUGGUUCAUCGUGGCUGAGCUCUUCUCCCAGGGGCCCCGGCCUGCUGCCAUGGCCGUCUCCGGUCUGUCCAACUGGACCGCCAACUUCCUCGUGGGGCUGGGAUUCCCUAAACUUGAGGAACUUUGUGGUCCUUACGUCUUCAUCAUCUUUAUGGUCCUCCUCAUCCUGUUCUUCAUCUUCACCUUCCUGCGAGUACCAGAGACGAGAGGCAGGACCUUUGACGACAUUGCUCAGGGAUUCGCUGCCAGCGCGGGAAAACCCUUCGCGGUUCCUGAGCCGAUGGCCGUCGGCCUGACCGAGGGAAAAGAAGGUCCUCCAACCUCCCCCACAAGCAAGGUCCCCAUGGUGGGUCUUCCUUAGAAAGAAGAAGUAAAAGAAAUCCGGACACAACACAGACAAAAGGUUUUAAACACAUAGAUAUAAGGAGCUAUAUUUCAUAACACACAAACGUUUAAAGCAUUAAAGGUUCCCUCGUCACAAACAUGCUUUAAUAAUUGACAGAGUUCCCUGUAAUCCUGCUUUAAACAUGGGCCAAACUUAACUGAAUUACUAGUACUUAAUAAUAGUUGACAUUCCCAUUGCCAGCCCUACGCAUACUGCCAUAUAAGAGGAUCAACAUAUGUUCAGCCUUAAGUCCCAGGUCUUCAGCUACCCCCAUGCUAAAAGGUUGUGGGAUUUGGGGGGGUUUAUGUAUUGAGGUCAAGCUUGAAAAGCUGGUUUUGGAUCCUGGUAGUUUGACCCAAAAAAGAACGACUGACUUGCUGUCCUGUCUGCAUGCCUGAUGUGCCUUGCUGCCUGGGGGAGGGAGCCAUGUUGUCUUGAGUAGACAGAGUGAGUAUAGAGGUGUUACAGCAGCCCCUCUCCCAUUUAAGUGUGCAAAAAAGCACUAUAAACUUAGAAUACAAAUAUUUAAGCAUGUAGCAGAAUAUAAAUAUGUAUUAUCAUCCUGGAGCACAACAUCUCAUGAGAGUAGAGGAUGUUUGAAAUUAUAGAAAUAAUGAAGACAGGUCUGUAAAUUACAGCUGUCUGUAUGAACCACGGUAGGCUAACACUGUCAGGCCUUAAAAAGUCUGCUCAUAGGAUUUCUGCUCCUAAAAAACCCAACCUCUGUUUUCAAUGAUUUCAGCCAGUAUUUUGUAGUCGUUUACAGUAAGCAUUACAACCGUAGGAUAAACUCAGGUGGCUACAUUUAUCAUCACUGUACUUGAAACUCUCUUGACAUCAGUAUGAAGCAGUAACUUCUGCAUCCUAGGCUAACAUCAUAUUGCCGGCUCUAAAAUAGCGUUACAUUAAAUCAAGUGCUCAUCAGUGUUAAACAGUCAUUUGUGGUAAAUGUUUUGUAUUGAAACACUUUAAAAUCGACUGAUAACAACAAUACGUAUCUAACAUGAAAGAUAUUGGAAAAUAUUACAAUGAUGAUCUUAACCAAGAGGUAUAGUAAUGUUGAGUAAUAACACUAAAUGAAUUGCAUUUAUUUUAGUAGUUAACGCACAAAAAAUGCCUUAUUGAUUGUUGUGCUUUCUAAUUUUCUGAAAUGAUGCCCAUAAAUAUUGUAGAAUCUUCAGUAACUGAAUCAGGAUAAACUAUUACAACAUAGUACAUAGGCUUAUAUCUGUUGUGUUAAUGUUUGUACAGUUGUACUUCUUCUUGGAUAUGAGCACACUCAUAUGGAAAACAUUUUCAAUGUUUGAGCUUAGUAGCAUUUUAUUUGCACUUUGGCAGUCGGACCAGUUUGUAAUAAUUGUUUGUAUUGUGCGUUUCUCUGUAAAUAUAAUGUGUGCAUUAGGAUGUUUGGUUGUGCCUCAUAAUCCUGUCUAAUCUGCUACAUUGACUGAUUUGUCUUGCACUGUCACAAUGGUGGAUGUCACUGUUGCUUAAUGGUAAACAGAAGUCAGGAGUGUUAAAGCUUGAGUGUGCGUGAGAGUCACAGUAUCAUCAUGUAUGCCACUAAUAAUAUUAGUGACACUUGCUUUGAGAAACUAAAAAAGGAAAUAAAGUUGUCCAUCUUUAAGGGAAUGUGUGACUUGAAUUAUGAAUUAUUUCACUGUCUGUAAUGCUCGAGUCAAAGCAAUGAAUGUUUAAUGUGAUUGCAGUCUCUGUGCUAAAGUGAGAGUGUGAUUACUGUGGCUACUCCCUUUCUGCACCGCAUCAGCUGUGCUGUUAUACACUGUAGAGAUAACCAAACCUCAGAAACAUUGAAAUAAAGCCAUAAGUUAAAGAA
This is a messenger RNA of Gymnodraco acuticeps, 3657 nucleotides long. It is a transcript of the gene slc2a3b, whose product is annotated as solute carrier family 2 member 3b. Gene Ontology annotation, biological process: response to insulin; monosaccharide transmembrane transport. The record is from RefSeq and is a predicted model, not a curated record. Bases 261 to 1796 code for a protein of 511 amino acids. Gene Ontology annotation, molecular function: hexose transmembrane transporter activity. NCBI's taxonomy places the organism in Eukaryota, Metazoa, Chordata, Actinopteri, Perciformes, Bathydraconidae. Gene Ontology annotation, cellular component: basolateral plasma membrane; apical plasma membrane. The transcript has 11 exons.